Molecule: messenger RNA, 1613 nt
Organism: Sander lucioperca (pikeperch)
Lineage: Eukaryota; Metazoa; Chordata; Actinopteri; Perciformes; Percidae
Product: THAP domain-containing protein 1-like
Exons: 4
Coding region: 114-1409 (431 amino acids)
Molecular function (GO): sequence-specific DNA binding
Source: RefSeq, a predicted model, not a curated record
AAAGAAUGCAGGUUUAAGGCACUUCCGUUUCCGCAUUGGCUUCACUUUUCAGACCCGGAGGACCCGUUAUGUUUUCGGUUCAUGGACGUUAAUUUAACAUUUUGGUCGCCUAAAUGUCUUGUUCAGCGUUCGGUUGCAAACUAAGACAGUAUCAGGGGUGUUCUCUUAGUUUCUUCCGAUUUCCUUUAAGUGACCGCCGCAGGCUGAAACAAUGGGUGAUAAACGUGAGGAGACACAACUGGACCCCAACUCCAGCCUCACGUCUGUGCAGUAUGCACUUUGAGGAGGAUCAGUUCUUCAUAGACAACAUGUGCAGAAGGAGGCUGAAAGACACCGCUGUGCCGACUAUUUUCAACUUUCCGCCACAUUUGAGGAAAAAGGAACAGCCUCCCAGGCCCACGCGGAACAGCUCUACUGGGGGGGUACACGGCCCUUUGGUUUCUACUGCUGAUCAUUACAAUGUUGUUGUGAAGCAAGAGAGUACUGAGGACACCAAUGUCGUCGUGAAGCAAGAGAGUGCUGAGGACACCAAUGUCGUUGUGAAGCUAGAGAGUGCUGAGGACACCAAUGUCGUUGAAUAUGGCGACAUUAUUAGGAUCACAGUCGGUGAGGUCGUCACUGAUGACAUGAGUGAGUAUACCACAAGCGCAGAUUUAAAAACCGUUAUGCAUGAUCAUGUAUACUUCGGCCAAGGAAGGAAGGAAGUCUCUGCGAGCUCUGAGCACACCUACAUCGUUUCUGAGCCUCCCACAACACUCGGACAUAAAGCAAAUGCCGGAAACGAUCAGCCCGCUGUAGCCGUUUCUGAGUCUCCCCCGACACUCACAAGUCAAGCAAAUGUAUUACGUGGCCAGCUAGUUUUAGCUGUUUCGGAGUCCCAUACAACACUCACAAGUCAAGCGAAUGCAUUACAUGGUCAGCUUGUUUUAGCUGUUCCUGAGUCUCCCACAUCGCUCACAAGUCAAGCAAACGCGGCACACAAUCAGCCUGUUAUAGCUGUUUCUGAGUCUCCCACAACACUCGCACGUAAAGCAAAUGCAGAACAUGAUCACCUUUGUUUAGCGCUCUCCGAGUCCCCCGCAAAACUCAAACAUCAAGUAAGGGUACUACACGAGAAGCUCGUCGUAGCCCGCAAAAAGUUUAAGAUGAAGUGUCAGCAGACAAGGAGAAUGAAAUCAAAACUCUUGUCCUUGAAAGAGGAGACAAAGGCUCUUCAGACAAAGUUGGAUGACGCUGAAAAGCAGAUGGCUGCGCUAUUGCAGCAGUCCAUAAAUAAUGGAGGUAAACGCAGGAAGGCAAAAGCACUCCCGAAAGAAGCAAAGCAUUCACUUAAGCAGCAACUGCUUCCUACUGACCUGAUCGAAAUCGCUUUCCCCGUGCCACCUUCCCCUCAACAGGACUUAAAGUGACCUAGAUGAACAAAAUGAACAACAACAUGAUGGGGAUCGUUGGACUGUCAGCACGAAGCGCACAGAGAUCAGGCUGGGGUAAAGGAACAGUCAGACUAACAGCAACAACAGUAGCAGAGUCUGUUUGAGACUAUGAGGGAGACACUGUUUGGACACUGAUUUCAAAGUGAUCAGUUAAGAGGGAAGGUCCAUAAAGUAAAGCUA